GUUGUCCUUCCGUCCUCCCUAUACAUCCACUCUUGAGUCCGGGCCACCAUGUCGCGCUACCCAUACGGCCUCUCCCCGGACAUCACGCCCACGAGCAGCCCAAGCAAGCUCACGAAGGCGCAGAAGAGCCGCGCGCGGCGCGAGCCAUCUGGCGUGUUCUCGCUCUUCUCCCCGCCGCAGAUCCAGCAGUUCCGCGAGGCGUUCGGGCUGAUCGACCACGACGGCGACGGGAUCGUGUCCGAGCAAGACCUCAAGCACAUCUUCAGCAGUCUCGGCAUCUCCCCUUCGCGCUCAACGGUGGACCAGCUGCUCGCGGACCGCCCAGGGGACCGGCGGGGCUCGCUCGGCGGGGGCGGGCACUCGCGCUUCGCGUCCGCGGAGUCGGACGGGGGGAACGACCGCGGGAUCACGUUCCCGAUGUUCCUCACGAUGAUGGGCGAGCACCUGUACGACUUUGACGCGGAGCAGGAGCUGCUGCAGGCGUUUGAGUGCUUCGACGAGGCGGACUCGGGCUUCGUCAAGUGCGACGAGAUCCGGAAGUGGCUCGGGGACGUGGGCGAGCGGAUGGACGAGCACGAGAUUGAUAAGUUCUUGAAGGGACCGUUCACGCGGAACGGCCAGUUCAACUACCGGGAAUGGGUCAAGGUGCUAAGAAUCAACACGGACAAUGAAGAGCCCGACUCCCAGUGAUGUGCUCCCCGUUUUCCCGCCAUGGACGAUGUAUGAUAUAUGUUGUAUCUGUCACGACCUCUUAUGAUCAAGGAUACCCUCACCAGCGCA
Messenger RNA from Trametes versicolor FP-101664 SS1, 780 nucleotides. Its product is annotated as EF-hand protein. The coding region runs from base 49 to 690 and encodes 213 amino acids. The record is from RefSeq and is a predicted model, not a curated record. The transcript has 3 exons. Gene Ontology annotation, cellular component: myosin II complex; cytoplasm. Lineage: Eukaryota; Fungi; Basidiomycota; Agaricomycetes; Polyporales; Polyporaceae. Gene Ontology annotation, molecular function: cytoskeletal motor regulator activity; myosin heavy chain binding; calcium ion binding. Gene Ontology annotation, biological process: actomyosin structure organization; mitotic cytokinesis.